This is a messenger RNA of Colletotrichum orchidophilum, 1092 nucleotides long. Its product is annotated as NUDIX domain-containing protein. NCBI's taxonomy places the organism in Eukaryota, Fungi, Ascomycota, Sordariomycetes, Glomerellales, Glomerellaceae. The record is from RefSeq and is a predicted model, not a curated record. Gene Ontology annotation, molecular function: 8-oxo-dGDP phosphatase activity. The transcript is spliced from 2 exons. Bases 1 to 1092 code for a protein of 363 amino acids.
AUGCUACGGUCUUUAUUCUUUCCCGGCCGCAUUAUCAUUCAGUUGAUUCCCAAAACAGCCAAAGGAACAUACUUUGACAGGAUGAAGACCUUGACCAACAUUGACCUCAUCGACCAAGUCGACUCGUAUCCGUACAAGGAGAAGGGCAACGCACCCCAUGCUGAGACUUUUGGGUCUGUGUACACCCUCAUCUGGAAAGACGAACAGGGCGACGUGCCUCUCGGCUAUGUCCUGCCCAGGGUAGUGGACGAGCUGCUCAAGGUACCUGACAGCAUCAAGGGGGAAGUCCAAGUCGACUCGGAGAGGCGCACUCUUUGUGCCUUCCAAGCGCCAACGUUAGAAAGCCGCAGCAAGCUGGCAGCAGAUCUCUCCGAUUACUGGAGAGCCAAUGACACCUUUCCCAUCCUCCGAGGUUGGCGCGACGAGCUAUGGCCCGUGUACGGCCGCAAUGGCGAACUCCUCUUCGACAUUGAAAGAGCCGCUUCAGGGCUGUUUGGCGUCAUGAGAUAUGGCGUUCACCUGACGGCCUUCGUGCGUGACCAUUCAGCGAGCCACGGCAUCAAGAUCUGGGUUCCGCGUCGCUCUCCCACCAAGUCGACCUUCCCCGGCAUGCUGGACAAUACCGUUGCCGGUGGACUGAUGACGGGAGAAGACCCCUUUGAGUGUGUUAUCCGUGAGGCAGACGAGGAGGCCAGCCUGCCGGACCAAAUAGUUCGCCAGCAGACCCAGUUCGUUGGCGGCGUCACGUACAUUUACAUCACCGAAGCAGAGGCGGGCGAGGAGGGGCUGAUCUAUCCCGAAGUUCAAUGGAUUUAUGAUCUCGAACUACCCGAAGACGUCGUGCCACAGCCAAAGGACGGCGAAGUUGCCGACUUCAGCCUGUGUACGGUCGAACAGGUCCGCGAAGGACUCGCACGAGGUGAAUGGAAGCCAAACUGUGCGCUGGUAGCUCUCGACUUUUUUAUCCGCCAGGGCAUUCUGACCAGAGAGAACGAACCCCAGUACGAUCAGAUUGUGCAAAGAAUCCACCGACGAAUGCCGUUUCCUGGUCCGCACAAUCAAGAUCCGUCUCUUGGGGCUAUUGAUGGUUGA